This is a messenger RNA of Juglans microcarpa x Juglans regia, 2053 nucleotides long. Its product is annotated as acyl-coenzyme A thioesterase 9, mitochondrial-like. The record is from RefSeq and is a predicted model, not a curated record. Gene Ontology annotation, biological process: acyl-CoA metabolic process. Gene Ontology annotation, molecular function: fatty acyl-CoA hydrolase activity. The coding region runs from base 113 to 1840 and encodes 575 amino acids. The transcript has 5 exons. NCBI's taxonomy places the organism in Eukaryota, Viridiplantae, Streptophyta, Magnoliopsida, Fagales, Juglandaceae.
AUCGGGCUAUAUUCGACAUAUCCUGCGGAGGAUCCAUAAGCUAACCAAAAAGGCUGCCCCUGAACUGGAUCAUUCCUUUGAUUCAUCUUCUUUUCGCAGUCUGAACAAAACAAUGCGAUCAAUGAGAAAACCACUUUCCCACCACCUCUUCAAGUCCUCGCCACUGCCACUCCAAGCAUUCGUUUCAUCACCAAUACAAGCAACACCAGGAUUCCAAAAUGCAUUUUUCAUCAACGCCCACAUUCCCGCCUCAGCACAAGGACCAAGUCCGACCUCCGAAACCACUCUUCCUGGUCCGAUUUCACCUACACUCUCCCAAACCAGGUACUUUUCUUAUACAAGUCCAGACCCACGUCCUAAUUACCAAUUUAAUUGGGAAGCUAAUGAUGCUUUCUUGUCCAGAUCAUCAGAACAAGCACGACCCGUUUUCAGAAGCAAAAUUUAUGCUCCAAAUUCAUAUAGUUUCACUCGAGCCAGGCCAUUUUCUACCAAAAAACCGGACCCAUAUUCCAAGUCAUUGGACUCUACAGAACCCGGACUCUCUUCAUCAAAUGCAAUACCGGUUUUUUCCACCAUAACUUCACCAUUAGAGGCUUCGCAGCCUAUUGAUGCGGGCUCUUCGAUUCGAAAACCGAUCAGUCUGUGGCCCGGAAUGUACCAUUCACCUGUUACAAAUGCUCUAUGGGAAGCGAGGUCGAGCAUAUUCGAGAAGGUCGUGGAUACCCCAACCGAUGAGCCUUCUCGAGGUGAAUUGGUUAUGAAAACUCCGGUAAAAAGCCGGACCACUAUUGUUUACAAGUUCUCGUCCGAUUAUAUACUCAGAGAGCAGUAUAGGAACCCCUGGAAUGGGAUCCGGAUGGGGAAGUUGCUCGAGGAUCUUGAUGCUCUUGCUGGAACCAUCGCAUUCAAGCAUUGCUGCAAUGACAAUGGCACGACAAGACCUCUGAUACUAGUCACUGCUUCUGUCGACAAGAUGGUUCUGAAGAAACCCAUCCAGGUUGACACUGAUUUAAACAUAAGUGGUGCUGUUACUUGGGUUGGGCGGUCAUCAUUGGAGAUACAAUUGGAAGUGUCUCAGUCCACUAGAGAGACCAAAAAUGCAUCAGACUCAAUUGCUCUCAUGGCAAACUUCACUUUUGUGGCUCGGGACUCGAAGACUGGAAAAUCAGCACCAAUUAACCAACUCUCACCUGAAACUGACCAAGAAAAGCUACUUUGGACGGAAGCAGAAGAAAGGAACAAACUUAGGAAAGAGAAGAGACCCAACCGUAAAAAGAAUUUUGAGAAUGGAGAUGCAGAUAGGCUUGAUGCAUUGUUGGCCGAAGGACAAAUCUUCUGUGACUUGCCAGCUUUGGCAGACAGAGAUAGCAUCCUUAUAAGGGAUACCUGCCUUCAGAACUCUUUUAUUUGCCAGCCACAACAAAGGAACAUUCAUGGCCGGAUUUUUGGAGGAUUUUUGAUGCGUAGAGCGUUUGAACUUGCCUUCUCAACAACUUAUGCCUUCGCAGGUGUCGCACCACACUUUCUAGAAGUUGAUCAUGUUGAUUUCCUUAAACCUGUGGAUGUUGGAAAUUUCCUUCGAUUCAAGUCCUGUGUGCUCUACACUGAACUUGAGAACCCAGAUGUACCUCUGAUAAAUGUGGAAGUUGUUGCUCAUGUUACAAGACCUGAGCUCAGGUCCACUGAGGUGUCCAACAAAUUUUACUUCACAUUCUCUGUCCAUCCGGAGGCCAUGAGAAGUGGCUUGAAGAUUCGGAAUGUUGUUCCUGGUACAGAAGAGGAAGCACGACGGGUGCUUGAACGCAUGGAUGCAGAGAGCUCCCAGUUUGGUAAACCCUGAAGAUUUAUUUCUUCUCGAUGAAUAUAGGCAAAGUAUAUGCUCGGAAUCAAGAUUUCUGAUGGGGUGGGUGUUACAGAGUUUUCUUGAUGUGAAAAGUAAACCGUAGGGAAUAUGUAGUUUACAAGAAUAAUAAGACCGCUUCAACGUUGAAGGUCAAAAUCCAUCCGAUGGGGUAGCACAACGAAUGUCAAUAUUUAUGUACCUGAUUACUCA